UGUCCACCUUGGGGGAUUUAAUCGUUGUUGUUGUUGUUGGAGUUAAAGGAUCACAUCUCCAUAUUUAAACAUUUAAACAACUUCCAGUUAAAGUCAUUAAAACACAAGAUCAAAAAUAGAGGUUGUAAGUCACCCUACUGUGAAUGACGGCGUUUCGAAAUGGAUGUGUUGGUGUUGUGGGAGCAGCAUUGCGCUCUAGUUCAAUAAGACGGGCUUCAAGAAUUACUGUCAAUCAGUGUGGAACUUUGAAGUGUCAGCAGCUAUUGCCUCUGCAUCAUUCACUAGGUAUCAGGAAGAAUCCAUAUGAAACAGUAACCAGAAAUAUGUCUACAAUUCGUCACUUGAAUCAGCAAGAAGCUAUCAAUGUGGAUUUGGAGUUGUUUAAUGAAUAUCAGUUUAGUGUGGAUCAACUGAUGGAACUGGCAGGGCUCAGUUGUGCCCAUGCUAUUGCUGAGGCCUAUAGUCAUGAGCCCAACAAAAGUGUGCUGGUGUGCUGUGGUCCAGGGAACAAUGGUGGUGACGGUCUUGUAUGUUCUAGGCAUCUCAAGUUACUGGGUUUUUCUCCCGUGAUUCUGUACCCUAAGCCAACUGAUAAGCCUCUCUUCAAGAACCUGGUGAAGCAGUGUCAGAUGUAUGAUAUACCAUUCAUUUAUGAGAUGCCAGACGUAGAAGCUCUAAACAGGAAUUAUCACAUAGCAGUUGAUGCUUUAUUUGGAUUCAGUUUUAAGCCACCAGUAAGACCUCUGUUUACUCCUGUCUUGAAAGUUCUCUGUCAGACUUCACUGCCAGUGGUGAGCAUUGACAUACCUUCAGGAUGGCAUGUAGAAGGAGGUCCUUCAGCUGACACUGAUGCUCUAGCACCAGACAUGCUUAUCUCCCUUACUGCCCCCAAACUGUGUGCUAAACACUUUCAAGGCCGGCUUCAUGUGUUGGGUGGACGCUUUGUACCAGCACAAAUGAGUGACAAGUAUCAACUGAACCUUCCAGAGUAUCCUGGCACCAGUCAAACUGUUGUACUGACAUCAAAGAUAUAGAAGUACUCUCCUGUAUUAUGUAGGGUCCUUCAAUAAUUUCACUUGCUAUUGAACAGAAUAAUAAAAUGCAUACCUGGUACAAGACUUAUAUCCCCAGUACCAGUAAAUUCCUUCACCUAACAAGAAUAGCAUCGGUUGUUUGGGUGAUUGGAAAACACUUGAUAUUUAUAACAGUCUUUCAUUAACUUAGUAUGAAGUAUAAUAUGAAAAAUGUAUCAAAUUUGUGUUUGUAUACAUUUGUACAAUUGAUUUAUAACUGUACAGAUUUAUACUACAUAAAAUUCAAAUAAAAGUUUAUUAACCUAAUUUUUUGUGUUAUAAUACAUACUACAUUGUGUUCUUAGCUUUUGAUGGUAACAAUGGAUAGUUCAGUACAGUAUUGUAUAUCAGCUCAACAGAGUGUACAAUAAAAGCUUAUUUUC
Molecule: messenger RNA, 1456 nt
Organism: Homarus americanus (American lobster)
Lineage: Eukaryota; Metazoa; Arthropoda; Malacostraca; Decapoda; Nephropidae
Gene: Naxe
Product: NAD(P)H-hydrate epimerase-like
Exons: 7
Coding region: 144-1034 (296 amino acids)
Cellular component (GO): mitochondrion
Molecular function (GO): NAD(P)HX epimerase activity
Source: RefSeq, a predicted model, not a curated record